Messenger RNA from Cokeromyces recurvatus, 3791 nucleotides. RefSeq lists its product as uncharacterized. Bases 29 to 3649 code for a protein of 1206 amino acids. Lineage: Eukaryota; Fungi; Mucoromycota; Mucoromycetes; Mucorales; Mucoraceae. Gene Ontology annotation, molecular function: phosphatidylinositol binding; D-type glycerophospholipase activity. The record is from RefSeq and is a predicted model, not a curated record. Gene Ontology annotation, biological process: intracellular signal transduction; cell motility; phosphatidic acid biosynthetic process. The transcript has 18 exons.
UUUUUUUUUCAAAACAAACAAAAAAAAAAUGGCACAUUCUAUAUUAAAUAAUAUGGAAUAUAUAAAAAAAGUAAUAGAUACAUCACAUAAUAAUAUAGAAGAAUGUGAAGAAAAUGAACAACCAGCAGAUACAAAUCGAUGGCAUUCGAUAUUCCGUAGAAUGUCAAUGAAUAUUCAACGAGACGAAGGCACUCCUGAUAAAGAGAUCGUUCAUGGUACUCCACUCGAUCCAUCAGAGCAUGAACGUGCUUUAAUGCUUAAUAUUCCUCAUAGCAACGGGAGUCCAAUGGAUACAGCAGCCUUCUCAUUUGAAGAUGAUACUUUACCUACGGUUGAAGAAGUUGUAAGGACAGAUCGUGUAAAGGAACAAACAAAUACAAGUUAUUUUGAAAAGCCCUUUCAUUUCGAUUCGACUUCUACCACAGCAAGUUAUGAUGAUACCACCCAUCGUCCCUUAUUGACUCCUAGUAGUAGCCAUCACAAUACUAGCAUAGAGGACCAUCACCCUAAAGAAAAGAAGAAGAAUCAUCAUCAUGGGAUAUUAUAUGAAAGCCCUGAAAAUUGGAUACAAACUGAUACACAUGACUUGAAUAAUAGAGCAAAAGUGCAUUGGGCAAAAGGCUUUGAGAAAAUAAAAGUAGUGAAUGCUAUUGCUUCACAUUCUAGAAGAACAAGCACCUCAGCACAACAUCUCAUGACAACAAAAUAUCCAUUAGCACCCUACUAUCCUUCUCUCUUUAUGCCAGGAUAUUUAUCACUUAUGUGUCGGGAUGAGUAUGGUAGAAAAGCUCCUCCUAUAUUGUUUGAUGUACUCAAUGCAUCUAUAACAGACUCAGUGAUCGACCAAAACGCUAGUCAUCGACUUUGGACAUUUCGUAUAGAAUUACAAUACGGGGAAAUUAAAUGGAUCAUUCAUCGAACGAUUAUUGAAUUUUACAACCUUCACUUGACACUUAAAUUUAAAUAUAUGUCUGGGUUUAUUUCUGAUCCACCCCCUUCCUUUCCAAGUCAACUAGCUCAUCUUACCAAUGCUGCCUUAACCUCUAUGCGUAUCACACGCGAGCAAGAGGAUGGUGUAUGGCGAGAGGUGGCACUGAAACGACGGGAUGCCUUAGAGAUCUAUUUGAGGUCCCUUAUUCAGGGCGCUACUCUCCUUGUCAAUUAUGAACUAUGCGAGUUCUUAGAACUAAGUGCCAUCUCUAUCGUUAGAGAUAUGGGUUGGAAAGGUAAAGAAGGGUAUCUUGAAUAUAACAUGAAUCCAAACUUGAUGAGUUCUGUUUUAAAAUGGCAUCGAUGGCAUAAGGCUUGGUUCAUCUUGCGUGAUUCCUUUCUUGCCAUUUGUAAAGAUAUCGGAUCUACGACUCCUUAUGAUGUCAUCUUGUUUGAUAAGUACUUGAAGGUCGUGAAAUCUCAUAGCUCCUUUGUGGGCUCUAUUCAUCAAACUCAUUUUGUCUUGUCCAAUACAACGAGAAUGAUCGAAAUUAAGGCACCUACUUCAAGGCAUAUAGAGGAAUGGAUUGAGAAUUUAGAAAAGAUUCAAAAGGAGUCACCAUGGCUUAUGAACCAUCGUUUUGGAUCCUAUGCUCCUAUCAGAGAAAAUGCAAAGGCCAAAUGGUUUAUUGAUGGAAAUAGUUAUUAUGAGGCUGUCAUUGAAGCUAUUUUAUCUGCAAAAUCCGAAAUUUAUAUAGAAGAUUGGUGGCUGAGCCCACAAUUGUAUUUACGUAGACCUCCAAAAGGCAAUGAAGAAUAUAGAUUGGAUCGUUUAUUGAAACGAAAGGCAUAUGAAGGAGUCAUGAUCUAUAUCGUUAUUUAUAAAAAUGUCUCUGUUGCAUUACCACUCGAUUCUCAACACACUCGCGAUUGGAUGCAAAGUGUACAUCCCAAUAUUAUUGUACAAAGACAUGCAAAUUUGACUUCAUCACCUUUUUGGGCACAUCAUGAGAAAAUUUUAGUUAUUGAUAAUAAACUGGCAUUUGUUGGAGGACUCGAUUUAUGCUUUGGUCGUUAUGAUACACAAGAUCAUAAAUUAACUGAUUAUUAUCCUAACAAUAUUGAAAAUGAAAUCUUUCCUGGACAAGAUUAUUCUAAUCCGAGAAUAAAAGACUUUAUUAAAGUAAGUCAAUAUGAUAUGGAAUUAAUUGAUAAAAGAUGUACACCUCGAAUGCCGUGGCAUGAUAUACAUACGGCUAUGAUAGGACAACCUGCAAGAGAUGUAGCGCGUCAUUUCAUUCAAAGAUGGAAUUUUAUUAAAUCAAAUCGAUCCAAAGAAAGAAAUGAAGUCCCAUUCUUAUUACCUAAAGGAGAAUAUGUUUCCGUUCGAGAUGAAUUAAAAUUUAAAGGUACUUGCCGUAUACAAGUUUUAAGAAGUAGUGCUGAAUGGAGUCAAGGAAUUAUAAGAGAAUAUUCUAUUUAUAGUGCAUAUAUGGAAUGUAUCUUUAAGGCAAAGCAUUUUAUUUACAUUGAAAAUCAGUUCUUUAUAACCACUACUAGUCCUCAUGACAAACUAAUAAAAAAUAAAAUUGGUCAAGCUAUUGUUGAAAGAAUUAAACGUGCUCAUCAAGAAAAAGAAAAGUUUAGAGUUAUUGUAGUUAUCCCUGUUGCGCCUGGAUUUGAAGGAGAUUUUACUCAAGUUGAUAGGAAAUCAAUGCCACUUAGAUCAGUAGCUCAAUAUCAAUAUCGUUCAAUUUCACGUGGCAAAUAUUCCGUCUUCGAGCAAUUAAGAAAAGCAAAUAUACCGAUUAAAGACUAUAUUGGCUUUUAUAGUUUAAGAAAUUGGAGUAAAAUUAAAAGACCUGCUUCGGUUGUAAGAAGGGAUGAAUUCAAUCAUAUCAUUCCAGUUCCUCCACCUUUGCCUCCUUUACCAGCAAGCAUUACUAAUAAACGCAAUCUAUUAAACAAAAAACUUAUGAAAUCAAGGUCAGGUCAAAGUAACUCAAACGAGGACUUGAUACCUUCUCAACAAAGACAAAAGGCUGCCUUAUUAAUGCAACAAGGAUACGAUGAUGGUCGGAUGGAUUUUAUAACGGAGCAAAUUUAUAUUCAUUCAAAGUUAAUGAUUGUGGAUGACAAAAUUGUUAUUUGUGGUUCAGCAAAUUUAAAUGACAGGUCUCAGUUGGGUAAUCGAGAUUCGGAAAUAGCCGUGUUGAUAGAAGAUACAGACUUAGUUGAUUCACAGAUGAAUGGGAAACCUUAUAAAGCCUCAAGAUAUGCAUUAUCUUUACGUAUGCAACUAUUUAAAGAACAUCUUGGUUUACUUAACUGUACCCAACAAGAUAAUUAUGAAUAUUUUGGUUAUCGUAAUAUGAAACGCGAAGAUAUUAUUGUCAUGGAUCCUUUACAUGAUGAAUUCUAUUAUGAUAUUUGGAACAAAACCGCAGAAAAGAAUACGCUUAUCUAUCGGGAUGUCUUUCGAUGUGUUCCGGAUGAUACAGUACAUACAUUUGAACAGCAUCGUCAUUUUGUUCCUGAUCCAAUGAAUACAUUACCUGGUCAUAUAGCAGAACCAUGGAAUAAUACGAAUGAACAAAUACAAUCCAAAUUAGAAAAAAUACAAGGCCAUUUAGUAGAAUUUCCAACCGAAUAUAUGAAGAAUGUUAACAUGACAGCUUCUGUCAUGCAAGAGGCUGUUCCUCCUAUUGUUUUUACUUGAAUUCUUUAUUCCUUUUCCUCCUAAUUUUUUUUUCAUUUCAUUACAUAUUGAUCCUGUUGCUAUUCGUUUUAAAGUUAUUACCCCGCUGUAUUAUUAUUAUUAUUAUCUAUGGUAUAUAAAAAGUGAUAUUGCAAAUGUAUAA